AGUCUAUGGAGAGGCGGCGGCCGCGGCUGCUGAGGCGGAGGCUGAGGCAGCGGCGAUGGCGCCCUUCCCCGAAGAGGUGGACGUGUUCACCGCCCCGCACUGGCGGAUGAAGCAGCUGGUGGGGCUGUACUGCGACAAGAAAUCAACUCUUACGAAUGUUCAGAAGUUGCACAGCAUGAAGCAGAACCCCGUUAGGAGAGGAGUCCUCGCAGCCCCGUGAAGCGGUUGGAGGAUGCCAGCGUGUUCCUGGCUAGGCCACGCUCAAACCAACCACUUCAAGGGCGCCCGCAACCAUCCUUCCCUUCCCUUCAUUUUGAAAAUUAAAAAAAAACCAAACAAACCAAAAAACACCUGAUUCAGAUAUAGGUAUGAACACCAAGGUAUUCUGGGACAGUGCUUGUCAACCUUGGUUGCUUGUGAGGACCACCCCAAAAGCUGCUAAAAAAUUCUGAUGCCUAAACCAGUAAAAUCAGGAUCCAGGUUCAGUCAUGUGCACGGAAUGACUUCCGUGUACUAGCAGGAGGAACCGCACAUGCCACCUGGGUCCCGUACGAUGAUAAUGUAACUGAAAGAUUCCUGUGGCCCCGUGACGUUGCAGCCUGUGUCCCCAGCACAUGACUCACGCGUUGGUGGUGGUGCCCGGCCAGUUGAGUGAAAGUAUGGCGCGUGGAAUUCCGCGCAGGACAUAGUACUUGAUGAUAACAGGCGACUCCGUUGCUGGUUUCUCUUUCUAAAACCAACUUUUCCAACAACAAUGAUUUCCGUGCUCUCCUGCAGUCUCUGUAUGCUACUUUUAAGGAGUUCAAAAUGCAUGAGCAGAUUGAAAAUGAAUACAUUAUUGGUUUGCUUCAACAACGCAGCCAGACCAUUUAUAAUGUACAUUCUGACAACAAACUCUCUGAGAUGCUUAGUCUCUUUGAAAAGGGACUGAAGAAUGUUAAGAAUGAAUAUGAGCAGUUGAAUUAUGAGAAACAGCUGAAAGAGAGAUUGGAGGCAUUUACAAGAGAUUUUCUUCCUCAUAUGAAAGAAGAAGAGGAGGUUUUUCAGCCCAUGUUAAUGGAAUAUUUUACCUAUGAAGAGCUUAAGGAUAUUAAAAAGAAAGUGAUUGCACAACAUUGCUCUCAAAAGGAUACCGCAGAACUCCUUAGAGGUCUUAGCCUGUGGAAUCAAGCUGAAGAGCGACAGAAGUUUUUUAAAUAUUCUGUGGAUGAAAAGUCAGAUAAAGAAGCAGAGGUGUCAGACCGAUCCACAGGUAUAACCCAUCUUCCUCCUGAGGUAAUGCUGUCAAUUUUCAGUUAUCUUAAUCCUCAAGAGUUAUGUCGCUGCAGUCAAGUAAGCACCAAAUGGUCUCAGCUGGCGAAGACUGGAUCGCUUUGGAAGCAUCUUUACCCUGUUCACUGGGCCAGAGAGAGGAAGGGAGAGGAAUAUAGAGUUAGAAACAUCGAUGAGAGAGAAACAUCCAUCAGCUGCCUCCUGCACACUCCCCACUGGGGAUGUGCCCGCAACCAAGGUGACUGGUAUAGUGGCCCUGCAACUGAACUUGAUACUGAACCUGAUGAGGAAUGGGUGAAAAGUAGAAAGGAUGAAAGUCGUGCUUUUCAGGAAUGGGACGAAGAUGCCGAUAUAGAUGAAUCUGAAGAGUCUGCAGAGGAAUCGAUUGCUAUCAGCAUUGCACAAACGGAAAAACGUUUACUCCAUGGCUUAAUUCAUAAUGUUCUGCCAUAUGUUGGUACUUCUGUAAAAACUCUAGUAUUAGCAUACAGCUCUGCAGUUUCCAGCAAAAUGGUGAGGCGGAUUUUAGAGCUCUGUCCUAAUCUGGAGCAUCUUGAUCUUACCCAAACUGACAUUUCAGAUUCUGCAUUUGACAGUUGGUCUUGGCUUGGAUGCUGCCAGAGUCUUCGGCAUCUUGAUCUGUCUGGAUGUGAAAAAAUCACAGAUGUGGCUCUAGAGAAGAUUUCUAGAGCUCUUGGAAUUCUGACAUCUCAUCAGAAUGGCCUUUUGUCUACAAGCAAAAUUACUUCGACUACAUGGAAAAAUAAAGACAUUAACAUGCAGUCCACCAAACAGUAUGCUUGUUUGCAAGAUUUAACUAACAAGGCUAUUGGAGAAGAAAUAGAUAAUGAAAACCCCUGGACUAAGCCUGUUUCUUCUGAGAAUUUCACUUCUCCUUAUGUGUGGAUGUUGGAUGCUGAAGACCUGGCCGAUAUUGAAGAUGCUGUUGAAUGGAGACAUAGGAAUGUGGAAAGUCUUUGUGUAAUGGAGACAGCAUCCAACUUGAGUUGUUCCUCCUCUGGCUGUUACAGUAAAGAUAUUGUUGGACUAAGGACUAGUGUCUGUUGGCAGCAGCAUUGUGCUUCUCCAGCCUUUGCAUAUUGUGGUCAUUCAUUUUGUUGUACAGGAACAGCUCUAAGAACUAUGUCAGCACUCCCGGAGUCUUCUGCAUUGUGUGGAAAGGCAUCAAGGACUAGCUUGCUUAGGGAAAAGGACUUAAUCUACUCUGGGAGUGAAAAAUCUGACCAAGAGACUGGACGUGUACUUCUGUUUCUCAGUCUGUCUGGGUGUUAUCAGAUCACAGACCAUGGUCUCAGGGUUUUGACUCUGGGAGGAGGGCUGCCUUAUUUGGAGCACCUAAAUCUCUCUGGUUGUCUUACUGUAACUGGUGCAGGCCUGCAGGAUUUGGUUUCAGCAUGUCCUUCUCUAAAUGAUGAAUACUUUUACUACUGUGACAACAUUAACGGUCCUCAUGCUGAUACCGCCAGCGGAUGCCAGAAUUUGCAGUGUGGUUUUCGAGCCUGCUGCCGCUCUGGCGAAUGACCCUUGACUUCUGACCUUUGUCUACUUCAUUUAGCUGAGCAGGCUUCCUUUCAUGCACUUUACUUGUAGCACAUUUCUUGUGUUAACCAUCCUUUUUGAGUGUGACUUGUUUUGGCCUCACCCUUACAGCCUCAGAAAUCUUAAAAUUUACCAGUGAACUGUACAGUGUUGUUUCUCUUGCAAAUCAUAUUUUUGUUUUAGAAAGGGAUUAGGUCUUUUCAUGAGGAUGAGAACAGUUUUAUCAGAUUUCUUUUAAAUUGAAUGCUUGGAAAAUAAUGUCACUAAUGCCUUGCCAUUCAAAGUAUUUUUUAGAUUACUUUGAGUUUCAAAGUCAGUGGGGGUUAUUGGUUCUCUUUCUAUAUAAACACUGUACCAAGCUUUGCUGAUCUUUCAAACAUACACUUCUGAAGUUUCAUUUUCAAAGACAGCACUUUUUGGAAACCAACCUGUUUUCCAUAAUGUUUCCUUUAUUUGAACAAUUCUUAGAAGGCCAAUUCAAACAUACCCACAUAUAAGUUUCUUAAGUUUAUAGAAUAAAUUGGCUUCUUGGCAGUUGCUCAGUGAGCUAGCAAAGCACCAAUUUAUUUGUAUUUGCUUUCUUCAAAGAACCCCCGUUUUCACCACUGUUCCUAAAUUGUCAAAUUUGGGAGGGAUUUUUAAAAAUUCUACAAUCAUUUGAAGAAAUGUAUAAAUAAAAUCUACUUUGAGGACUUUA
Myotis daubentonii (Daubenton's bat) is the source of this 3529-nucleotide messenger RNA. RefSeq names its product F-box and leucine rich repeat protein 5 (gene FBXL5). The transcript is spliced from 13 exons. Lineage: Eukaryota; Metazoa; Chordata; Mammalia; Chiroptera; Vespertilionidae. The coding region runs from base 808 to 2814 and encodes 668 amino acids. Gene Ontology annotation, cellular component: SCF ubiquitin ligase complex. The record is from RefSeq and is a predicted model, not a curated record. Gene Ontology annotation, biological process: protein polyubiquitination; intracellular iron ion homeostasis; SCF-dependent proteasomal ubiquitin-dependent protein catabolic process. Gene Ontology annotation, molecular function: protein binding.